GACAAAGCCGCGGCUAAUGAAUGGGAGCGCGUCCGCCCCGCGCCGCGCGGCGUCGGCAGCCGGGCCCGCGCCCUGGCCCCGGAUCCCUGGGCACCGAGCAACACAACGCGCAGCACCCAGCGCAGUGAUGACGGCCAUCACCAGCCUGUGGCUUCCUGUGGGUCGGCCUCAGAUCCUCCCGUUUCCGAACCUUUGCUCUGACCUCAUCGGGGUGACAGGUUGCUGACAGUGUCCGAGGCUCAUCAUGACACCAGGAGCGCCAUGAAGAGGACCCCCGGGGUGCAGCUGUGUCUGCACUGAGGAGGUGGUGGAGGUCCUGGACAGGCUGUGCCUAUGAUGAGAUGCCCAGGCUUUACUGGUGCUGGUCAGCAGUGAGACACGUGAAUGGCCACAUUCAUAAGCAACCCAAAAGAUAGAGCUGUUUGUCGGAACUGAAGCCCCUGCACAUUUGAGCCUGUUUUUCCCAAUCCGAGAGGUCGCCAUGAAGCUGCCGGAAUAGUUAUGGUCAGCCAUGGCAGGCAACCCAGAAACUUGUCCCAAAGGGGAUUGUGGCUUUCUGUCCGAUAAGAUAAAUUUUAAAAUAGAGGAAGAUGAUGAUGGGGCUCCUGAUGGUUUGGAGAGGGUGGACUUUAAGCAGGAGCAGGAGGGCAGUGGCCAGGCUGACAGUGAAGACGAGCAGGCCGAGGGCCGAGACACGAGUCAGCACUGUUCGCUGCCUGGGAAGCGCUCGUGCCCGGACAGCGAGGACGACUGCGGGUCCCUGUUCUCUCAGUACAGCAGCACCCUGUAUGAUGUGGCCAUGGAGGCCGUGGCCCAGAGCCUCCUGUGUGGCCGCAGCGCCAGCUCCAGAAAGAAGUCUCCGGCCUGGAAGCACUUCUUCAUCUCUCCCCGGGACAGCACGAAAGCCAUCUGCAUGUACUGCAUGAAGGAGUUCAGCCGCGGCAAGAACGAGAAGGACCUGAGCACCAGCUGCCUCAUGAGGCACGUGAGGCGGGCGCACCCCACUGUGCUCAUCCCUGAGAACGGCGUGGCAGCCUUGGCCGCCUUCUCAUCGCCCACGCCACUGCUCCCACCACAGCCCGUCGAUGGCGGGGCCCUAAGCCCAAUCCUCUCUCCUAUCGAACUUGAGACGUCCCCCCAAAGGGCUUCCAAGAUCCCCUCCCCUGACCAGCUGGCAGAGGAGACGGCGACCACCGUCUCUUAUGAAGACCCCUCCUCGAGUGUGUCCCUCUCGGACAAGUACGGCCAGGAGGAAGCCCUGGGGGGGCCACCUGCCCCCCUCCCCACACUGCAUUACGAUGAUGCGCUGGAGAAUGGAGUCGAGAGGAGCCUCCUGGUCCCCAAGAGCAUGGCAGGCUCGCGGAGGCGCUCGGCCGUGUGGAAGCACUUCUACCUGUCCCCACUGGACAGUUCUAAGGCCGUGUGCAUCCACUGCAUGAAUGAGUUCAGCCGCGGCAAGAACGGCAAGGACCUGGGCACCAGCUGCCUCAUCCGCCACAUGUGGCGUGCUCACCGUGCCAUCGUGCUGCAGGAGAACGGAGGCAGCCCUGGCAUCCCACCCCUGCACGCUGUGCCCCCCACACUGUUACCUGCCCUGCCACCACCAGAUGCAGAGCCCAGCUCUGUGGCAUCAUCCCCGGGGAAGCUGGUCCCAGAGUCCCCGUCUGCAUCGUCCUCUCCUGACCGGCUGCCUGAGGACCUGCAGUCGCCUCUGAACCCUGGCGAGGCGCUGCUAGAGGACAUGGUAGAUGGCUUGGGGGAGGCUGUGCUGCUGUCGUCCUCCGAGAAGCAGCGGGCUGCUGGACCCAGCCCUCGGCUGCCCGAGUCUGGAGUCUCCUUCCAGCAGAACAAACGGGCCAUGAAGAGACUCAAGUCCGAAGUCUGGCACCACUUCUCACUGACGCCCACGGACAGUCUCAAGGCCGUGUGCAGGUACUGCAGCUGUGUUAUCAGUCGGGGGAAGAAAGGGGACAUGGGCACCAGUUGUCUGAUGAGACACUUGUACAGGCGCCACCCUCAAAUCAUUGGGAACGAAAAGGGCUUUCUAGGGGUGAGUUUGGCCAAUUCUCCCUAUGCUACUCUGGCAUCGGCAGAAAGUUCUUCCAAAUUAACUGUCUUGCCAACAGUGAUCACCAAAAGUAAUCAGGUUGUGUUUCCUGUCAACAGCAAAAAGACCUCAAAGUUGUGGAAUCAUUUCUCCAUCUGCUCCGCAGACCCGACAAAAGUGGUCUGCUUGCACUGUGGCCGGACGAUCAGCAGGGGCAAGAAGCCGACCAACCUGGGCACCAGCUGUCUCCUGAGGCACUUACAGAGGUUCCACGGCAGCGUGCUGAAGACUGAUGUCCCGGAGACUGCCCGGCCCUCUUCUCCGGGUCCCCCCAUUUCCCUGAGCACGGACGUGUCCACGUCUUCCAAUAGCACCACUGAAAAGUUCUACGAUUCCCACCCGGUUGCCAAAAAAAUCACGAGUCUCGUGGCUGAGAUGAUCGCCCUGGACCUCCAGCCCUACUCUCUCGUGAACAACGUGGGCUUCAGCAGGCUGCUCGGCUACUUGAACCCUCGGUACUCCUUGCCCUCCCCGGCUUACUUCUCCAGGACCGCCAUCCCCAGCAUGUACGACAGCGUGAAGCAGAUCAUCAUGGCCCGUCUGAGGGAGGCCGAGAGCGGCGUGGUCCACUUCACCUCGGGGGUGUGGAUGAGCAACCAGACCCGGGAGUACCUGACGCUCACGGCCCACUGGGUCACCUUUGAGUCCUCUGUCCGGCUGCACUGUGAGGACCACCACUGCUCGGCCCUGCUGGACGUCUCUCAGAUCGACUAUGACUACAGCGGCAACAGCAUCCAGAAGCAGCUGGAGUGCUGGUGGGAGGCCUGGGUGACCUCCACGGGCCUCCAGAUCGGCAUCACGGUGACGGACAACCCGAGCAUAGGGAAGACGCUGAGCGAGGGCGAGCACACGAGCGUGCAGUGCUUCAGCCACACCGUCAACCUCAUUGUCAGCGAGGCCCUCAAGAGCCAGAGGAUGGUCCAGAACCUGCUGAGCAUCGCCCGCAAGAUCUGCGAGUGGGUGCAGCGGUCUCCCCGGGCCAAGGAGAAGCUGGCCGACCUGCAGAAGGAGUACGCGCUGCCCCAGCACCACCUCGUCCAGGACGUGCCAUCCAAGUGGAGCACGUCGCUCCACAUGCUGGAGCGGCUCAUCGAGCAGAAGAGGGCCGUCCACGAGCUGGCCGUCGAGUGCCACUUCCGCGAGCUCAUCAGCUUCGACCAGUGGGAGGUCAUGCAGUCCGUGUGCCACGCCCUGAAGCCCUUCGAUGCCGCCAGCCGAGAGAUGAGCGCCCACACGUCCACGCUCAGCCAGGUCAUCCCCAUGAUCCACAUCCUCCACAGGAAGAUCGAGAUGCUGUUCGAGGAGACCGUGGGCAUCGACACCCUGCUCAAGUCUCUGAAGGAGGCUGUGGUCAGCCGCCUGGCUGCCACGCUGCACGACCCCAGGUACCUCUUCGCCACCCUGCUGGACCCCCGCUACAAAGCCUCUUUGUUCUCCGAGGAGGAGGCCGCGCAGUACAGGCAGGAUCUCGUCAGGGAACUCGAAAUGCUGAAUUCUACCUCAGACCACACGCCUGUCGGCGGCAGGCGUGACCCAGGUGCCCCGCCGCAGGGCCCCUCGGGGGAGGAGAGCCUGUGGUCCCUGGUGGCCACGGUGAAGAAGCCGGGCCCUCGGGACGAUGCCCCGAUGCCUGAGGACAUGGUGCUGGCCUACCUGGCGGAGGAGGUGCUGGAACACAGCUGUGACCCCCUCACCUACUGGAACCUGAAGAGGGCGGCCUGGCCCACCCUCUCCACGCUGGCCGUCAGGUUCCUGGGCUGCCCCCCAAGCAUUGUCCCUGCGGAGAAACUCUUUAACACGCCCUCAGAGCACGGUGGCUUUGGCCAGUCCAGGCUCAUGAUGGAACACUUUGAAAAACUCAUCUUUCUGAAAGUAAACCUCCCCUUAAUAUACUUCCAAUAUUGAAUCUCAGAUGGAGCAGCCUGACUGGAAGUACUGUUGCUCAGCAGGCACCAGCUGUUAGUCUGGGGCAGGGGCUCGCUCGGUCCGGCCUGGGCAGCACCGGCCCGGGCACUCAGGUCCACGGGCCGCUUGCCCAGCCGCUGCAGUGUCAGCUUGUGCCUUAUUCCUCGUGGCUGGGCCCUCUUGGCCUUCCCAAGUGUGUUCUCACACGUCCGCUACAACCACCCGCCCGUCAAUUAUGUGAUAGGAUGAUCAGGUUCCGAUCCUAACUCAAGGUUUUUCAAAGUUGAGGGUUAGCCUUUGCUGUACUAGAGUGGCAGAAAAGAUGUCAGCAGUUUCAUUCUGUAGACUUUUUGUUUGAUUCUGUAAACCCCACAAAUCAGGUACUGUAUUCUCCUUAAAAUUGCUUUAAUUGCAACCAAACAGCCCUUGGCAGCUGUGGAAUGAAAUGUGUAAAUAGGAGGUGGAGUCCAAGCCAUGCUGACUGAGCAGUGUGUAGUUGCAGGCGCUUAAGUGUGUUGAGGACUGCAUAUUCGGGAGGGUAGCUGUUUACCCCUGCAGCCAUGUGGCAUUCGAGGACAAACCUACAACCCUGCCAUAGCCCAGAAUGCCCGUUCUGUGGUGAUUUGGUAAAGAGGAUUUCCCGUUCCCAGUUUUGCAUUCAGGUUUUCCAUGGUCAGUGAACUCGAGAAUCCCCCUCUGUAGUGGCCCUUGUGACGUGGGUUCUCCAGCCAGCAGACAGCAGGCACGCCAUGCAGUCCCAGGCCCAGCUCACUGUCUCUCCACUGUGAAGCCAGUUUCUGAAUCGUGUGCCCUCGCCCCCGGUUUGAUCACAGCCCUGGAGUGGAAGCUUCAUCUGCGGGGUGGCUGCUGUGGAGGGCAGCACCCUGAUCGCGUGAAGGGCAGCUUCAGGUGUUGGACCUUAUUUUUAUUAUUAUUAUUAUUUUAAACUAGGGAAGACCCAGCCAUCACCGGGCUAUCUCAGAAUCCCAAGGAUUUCAAAAUGAAGUAUCGCUGUCAGAUUCUUUCAACAGCUUGAUUUCAAAGUUUCACUUCAGCAUCUAGAAAAGGGUUUGUAGUCUCAUUUCAAACCACUUAAAUAUUCUGGGUGAAACAGUCACUGCUGCCUGUGACCUUUUAGAAAAUUUUGGAAAAAUACUGUAUUAUUAAGCUGAAUUUGAGUGUAUUUAUAAAUGGUGAACUCAGUUUCUGAAAUUAAACUUUUUAUUUGUAAUUUUC
Suncus etruscus (white-toothed pygmy shrew) is the source of this 5248-nucleotide messenger RNA. RefSeq names its product zinc finger BED-type containing 4 (gene ZBED4). Gene Ontology annotation, molecular function: protein dimerization activity; DNA binding. The transcript has 3 exons. The coding region runs from base 512 to 4012 and encodes 1166 amino acids. Lineage: Eukaryota; Metazoa; Chordata; Mammalia; Eulipotyphla; Soricidae. The record is from RefSeq and is a predicted model, not a curated record.